Molecule: messenger RNA, 307 nt
Organism: Staurois parvus
Lineage: Eukaryota; Metazoa; Chordata; Amphibia; Anura; Ranidae
Source: the annotation of a GenBank genome assembly
CUAAGGGGGUUAAUCCUCUGCAUUGUGUAAAAAGGAUGUUUGAUCCUGACUUUUAUGAUACUCCCCUUCUUCCAGUGCUCUCCUCUUAUCUCCUGAGAAGACAUAUCGUAUUGCUAGUUUGUUUGUUUUCUUCUUCUUGGGAGAGUGCAUGUGAUCAGCACAAGGCCAAUCAGCCAAUCUAGAGAGAGACAAAAUAAGCUUUAACCAGUGCUCUGCUGACCACUGAUAUAAGUCACAAGACUGCUAACUGCUGAUGAGAACAAGGUAUUUAGCAGUUUAUUUACUAAAAUAAUUCCAUGUUCUGUGU